Myotis myotis is the source of this 2145-nucleotide messenger RNA. RefSeq names its product orphan sodium- and chloride-dependent neurotransmitter transporter NTT5-like. Gene Ontology annotation, cellular component: membrane. Gene Ontology annotation, biological process: sodium ion transmembrane transport. The record is from RefSeq and is a predicted model, not a curated record. NCBI's taxonomy places the organism in Eukaryota, Metazoa, Chordata, Mammalia, Chiroptera, Vespertilionidae. The coding region runs from base 1 to 2145 and encodes 714 amino acids. The transcript has 12 exons.
AUGAUGAAUGUUAUUGAAAACAUGGAGUCCCAGGAUGAGAAUCCUGUGAUUGCUAGACCUUCAGAUUCCAAGCCUGUGAUUGCUAGACCUUCAGAUUCCAAGCCUGUGAUUGCUACGACCUCAGCUCCCCCAACCGAAAACGCCAAGGUGUUGCCUACUGAGGAAUUGAAUGGGGAGGAACCAAGUAUGGAUUGGUUUAAUGAAGAUAUCGAGAAAACACUGGAAGCCAUAGACAAAGAUGAGCCAAAGGACGAAUUGGCCACUGACCGACCAUCCUGGGCCAAUAAGGUUGAGUACCUCAUGGCUCAGGUGGGCUACUCCGUUGGGCUGAGCACCAUCUGGCGCUUUCCUUAUCUGUGUCUUCACAACGGAGGUGGGAGCUUUAUCAUCGUCUACAUCCUUAUGCUGAUUUUGGUCGGAUUUCCUCUCCUCGUGAUGGAGAUAGCCGUUGGUCAGAGGAUGCAUCAGGGCAGCAUUGGUGUGUGGAAGAACAUGAGCCCCUGGUUUGGUGGUGUGGGGUAUAGCAGCUUCAUGGUGUGCUUCAUCGUGGGCUUGUACUAUAGUGUGCUCAUGGCUUGGAGUCUCUACUAUUUGGUUCAGUCUUUCCAGUCUCCCCUGCCGUGGUCAUUGUGCCCCUUAACGAAGAACUCCAGUUUUGAUCCUGAAUGUUCACGGACAACAUCCACCACAUACUUCUGGUACCGGCAUGUGCUGAAGACCACAGAUGAAAUUGAGUUGGGUGGGCUACCAAUCAUGCAUCUCUCUGUCUCUCUACUUGUGUCCUGGUUAAUUAUCUGCAUCUGUAUGAUCAAAGGGCUCAAGUCCACUGGGAAGAUGCUGUAUGUCUCAGUAUUCCUUUCCUACAUCAUCUUCAUCUGUAUCCUAAUCCGGAGUCUCAUGCUGAAAGGAGCAGACUUUGGUAUCAAGAGUUUGUUUGCUGCCCAGGUGCCAGCCCUGUACUCUGUGGACGUGUGGCGCCGGACAGGGAACCAUCUCUUUUUGUCCAUGGGCUCCGGCUUUGGCAGCUUCACUGCCAUCAGUUCAUACGUCCCUCGGUCCAACAACUGCAUCAUGGAUGCCUCUGCCGUGGCUCUUCUCAACCUGAUUAUCUCUGUGACUGCCACGCUGUUUGUAUUUGCCACGUUGGGCUACUUGGCCACAGAGAACAGUGAGAAAUGUUACCUGAAGAAUGCUGAGAGAAUGACGAACCUGGUCACUGCGGGCGUGCUGCCUCCUGAGCUCCGGCUCCCGGAGAGCCUGUAUCAGCAUAUGAGCUACACCUACCCCAGGUGGUUUGGCAACCUCCCUGCAGGAGCCAAACUCAUGGCCCUACCCUACUUGUCCAAUUGUGACUUAUCUGAGCAAUUAAAGGAGGUUAUGGAGGGGCCGGGUGUGGCCUUUGUGGCAUUUACUGAAAUCAUCGCUGUGUUUUCUGGAUCCACCUUCUGGGCCAUCAUCACCUUCGUGUUUCUGGUGACCAUGGGGCUGAGCACCAUGCAAGGGAUCCUGCAGGGCAUCAUCACCCCGCUCCAGGACACCUUCUCCUGCCUUCGGAGACACACAACCCUGCUCACAGUGGGUGUGUGCGUGGCCAUGUUCCUGGGCAGCUGCUUCUUCGUGCAGCCCUCCGGCAGCUACUACGUGAACCUGCUGGAUGACUACUGGGCCUCUCUGCCCCUCUUCCUCAUCCUCAUCUUGGAGAAUGUGUCCAUGGCCUGGAUCUAUGGGGCCCGGAGGUUCCUUGCUGACUUGAUUAUCAUAUUGGGGCGCCCCAUCUCCCCCAUUUAUCGUUGGCUAUGGUGCUUUGUGUCUCCAUUUGUGCUGCUGGUCCUGUUUGUAAGCAUCCUGAUUCAUCUAUAUGUGAGGCCGAUCACUUACAUGGCCUGGAACUCCAGCACCUCAAACGAAGUGCUCCAUAACUAUCCGCCGUGGGGGAAAGUCUUGCUCGCCCUGCUCACUGUCUUCACCAUCCUGCCCAUCCCUGCCUACUUCUUGUACACCCUCCUGAAACGGAUCUCCCCAGCCUCCACGAGGCACCACAGGGACACCGAUUUCUUAAGACGUAAAAGUAAAGAGGAGAAGAAGAAGGCCCGUCCUCGGCUUCACGUGGGGCAAAGCCUAAAGAAGAUGAAUAAAAACAGAUAA